AUGCCGAGUUGCUCAGCAAAAAAAUGUACGAACUCAUGGAAAAAACAUUUUAAAAUGUGUUAUUUUCCACUGAAUGAUCCACAAAGAUGUGCAAUAUGGGUAGCCAACAUGAAUAGAGAAAAUUGGACACCUAAUAAACAUUCGGCGUUAUGUGAAGUACAUUUCACUCCUGAGAUGUGGGAAAAUAAUCGUCAGGAUAACCUGCUGAAACUAAAAAGAAAUGCGGUACCAACUUUAUUUAGAGAUACAGAAACUAGUGAAGUAAAUGAUGCUACUUUUACUAAUCUUAAUGAAAAUCAAGAUGUAGCUGUUGUAAUUGAAGAUACAAAUGAUAAUAAAUGCAACGUUGAAGCACCUAAUGGAGCUAUUGUUGAGGAAGACAAUGUAAUAAUGCAUAAUAUAUCUAAGGAGAACAUAAGUAACAAGGAAAUGGAAAAUGAGAUAUAUUCUAACAGUGCGGGUACAUCUGAAAGGAAAGAAUUAAUGAUAGGAGAGAACACGUCUAGUUCAUACACUGAUAAUUCGGAAUCUUAUAAAAAACAAUUUGAAAAGUUACAAAAACAUUAUAUCAAAUUAGACAAGAUACAUAAGAAAACUAAGAUAAAAUUAAAAAAUGCGGAAAAUAGAAUUAAACGCCUUACGAAAAAAAAACAAAUUUGAAAGCGC
Linepithema humile (Argentine ant) is the source of this 666-nucleotide messenger RNA. The record is from RefSeq and is a predicted model, not a curated record. Lineage: Eukaryota; Metazoa; Arthropoda; Insecta; Hymenoptera; Formicidae.